AUGCCUCUGGGAAUCCAUAACCCGCUGCCCGCUUCUCUGAGGAGCGAAUGCAGAAAAGCUGGCAAGAUCCUAGCUUCCUUCGUCGAUCCUCGUCAGGCCUUUGGUCCCGAUAAGAUUAUUCCGCCACAAAUCUUAGCCAACGCAAAGGGUCUCGCCGUUAUCACAGUUUUGAAAGCCGGAUUUAUCGGUUCCGGUCGAUUCGGGUCCGGCGUCGUAGUGGCACGCCUUGCUGAUGGUACCUGGUCUGCCCCCUCUGCAAUUGCGACCGCAGGAGCGGGAGUUGGUGGCCAGAUUGGAUUUGAAUUAACGGAUUUUGUCUUUAUUCUUAACGACUACGCCGCCGUGCGAACGUUUUCCCAAGCUGGUUCAAUUACGCUCGGAGGCAACGUUUCCAUUGCUGCAGGGCCAAUUGGCCGAAAUGCGGAAGCUGCAGGAGCUGCAAGCACAAAGGGCGUUGCCGGCGUGUUCUCUUAUUCAAAAACCAAAGGCUUGUUCGCCGGCGUCAGUCUGGAAGGCAGCGUGCUGGUUGAACGAAGAGAUGCCAAUGCAAAACUCUACAACGCCAGAGUGACUGCCAGUCAGUUACUGGGGGGUGCUGUACCACCUCCCCCGGGUGCUGAACCUCUGAUGAGAGUUCUCCAGUCCAGAGCAUUUUCCGGUGUGAAUGCGUAUGACGAUUCGAUGUAUAACGACAUUCCGGUAUAUGAUGAACGCCACGAUGAUGUUGUCUGGGAAGGAAGGAGAGGAGACGCUCUUGGUGAAGGUGUCCCUCGCCACCGAUCCGCGUCUAUGAAUGAUGAAUACGAAUAUCACGACAGACCAAGGAGAUCCAAUACGUGGGCAGAUGAUGUUUAUGACCGCCAAUUCACUGGAGGGCUGAACCGAUCUGCCACGGGUCGGACUAGUCAAAACGACCGUUUUGGAAAUAUCGGCAGUCGCGGCCGCAGUUUUACUUCUGGCGGCUUCGGAGAAGAUUACGUAUACCGAGAUCAGAAGCCAGCGCGCCCAACAGCGCCGAAGCCAGUAUUUGGGCAAAAGUCAUCUCCACCAGUCCUCCAAAAGAACCAAGCGGUUGCUUUGUUUACAUUUGAUCCAGAUCAGGAAGGGGAUCUGGGAUUCAAGAAGGGGGAUGUUAUCACAAUUUUGAAGCGAACGGAUAAGAAGGAAGAUUGGUGGACUGGGCAGAUAGGGGACAGGACAGGAGUCUUCCCAAGCAACUAUGUCGAUGUCAUGAACUAG
This is a messenger RNA of Uncinocarpus reesii 1704, 1239 nucleotides long. RefSeq lists its product as uncharacterized. The record is from RefSeq and is a predicted model, not a curated record. The coding region runs from base 1 to 1239 and encodes 412 amino acids. Gene Ontology annotation, molecular function: phosphatidylinositol binding; actin filament binding. Gene Ontology annotation, cellular component: actin cortical patch. NCBI's taxonomy places the organism in Eukaryota, Fungi, Ascomycota, Eurotiomycetes, Onygenales, Onygenaceae. The transcript has 4 exons. Gene Ontology annotation, biological process: actin cortical patch localization; actin filament bundle assembly.